AUGGUGAACUCCACUGAGCUCAGUAACAAUGCCACCACCCAAGUCAUUACGUCUGCAAGGAUUGUGAUGAUCACUGUUUUGGUCUUGAUGGUCCUCUUCUUUGUUAUCUUUGCGUACUUUAUGGUCAUUAUUCUGAAUGUCUUCUUUACCAGUCCCCAGGUCCAUGAGACCACACGUUACAUCUUGUUCAUUCACAUGCUUUUUAACGAUGUUAUCUACUUACUCAUCUCUUUCUUCCUUUUUAUAGUUGCAAACUACGGCAUCCUUUUCCCUGUAGCAGUAUGUCUUGUGAUAACUUCUCUUUCCACAGGCACAUUCAUAAUAACUCCUUAUAACUUGGCCGUCAUGUCUUUGGAACGUUACGCGGCCAUCUGCCACCCAUUACGAUAUGCGGAGUUGUGCACAGCCCAGAGAUCCAACCUUGUCAUUGCUUUCAUAUGGAUAAUGGGGAUGAUUCCACAACUUGCCAAUGUUAUAGUCUAUUGUUGUUUUGCUGACUCACGAUCCUUUAACUUCAGGAUUAUCUGUGACUGGAAGUUAAUGACUGUGAGCAACUUCCAAGUAGUUAUAAGAAAUUUUACCGAUAUUGUUGGCUUCUCCACAGUGACAAUGACCAUUACUUACACAUAUGUUAAAGUUAUGAUGGUCGCUCGGAGGAUGGACUCAGGGAAAUUUGCCUCCAAAGCUGGGAAGACGGUCCUGCUCCACGCGUUUCAGCUUAUGUUAUCUAUGUUGUCAUUUACCACAGUAAUUACCGAGACAUAUUUGACAAAAUAUAUUCGAUACCUGCCCAGUAUCAACUUCUUGGUGAUGUGUCUUCCUAGAUUUGUCAGCCCCUUAAUCUAUGGCAUGAGGGAUGAAGUAUUUGGUAAAUCUAUGAGAAAGUUCCACUUACUACCCUUCAUCCGGUCAUUACAUUUAAUAAGAAAAAAUCUUAUAGUUGACAGUCAGGGUGAUCCGGCAGUGCCAGACUGUCCUGACCGCUUCCUUACUGAUCAGUCAAACCAAUAA
Molecule: messenger RNA, 1011 nt
Organism: Hyla sarda
Lineage: Eukaryota; Metazoa; Chordata; Amphibia; Anura; Hylidae
Product: odorant receptor 131-2-like
Exons: 1
Coding region: 1-1011 (336 amino acids)
Biological process (GO): G protein-coupled receptor signaling pathway
Cellular component (GO): membrane
Molecular function (GO): G protein-coupled receptor activity
Source: RefSeq, a predicted model, not a curated record